Messenger RNA from Erythranthe guttata (spotted monkey flower), 1502 nucleotides. The record is from RefSeq and is a predicted model, not a curated record. NCBI's taxonomy places the organism in Eukaryota, Viridiplantae, Streptophyta, Magnoliopsida, Lamiales, Phrymaceae.
AUAUUCACUCAACUAAACUUUUAUGCACAAAACUCCACUCACAAGAAUAUAUACUCUUGUAUAGGAGUACAAGUGUAAGAACUUUUACCCAAUUUCCACACUAAAAGAAAUUGCCCUAAAAUCUGAAGAUGGGGGAAAUUGAUCUCUCUGCAGAUGAUGCCCACCAACUGUUCGACAGAAUGCAAAUGCUAAAAGCCUUCGACGAAACAGAAGCCGGCGUCAAAGGGCUAACAGAUUCCGGCCUGCUCAAAAUUCCCACCAUUUUUGUACGGCCACCCGAUGAACUGGCUGAAGAAUCAACAUACAAAAAGACUCAAAUUCAAGUUCCGGUGAUUGAUCUGAGCGAAAUCAAGAAUUCAGACAGGCGGAAAACCAUUGUUGAAGGAGUAAGAAUUGCGGCAGAAACAUGGGGGUUUUUCCAGGUGGUGAAUCAUGGGAUUCCUCGAACUGUUCUUGAUGGGAUGAUCGAUGGAAUUCGUGAAUUUAACGAGCAAAAUAUCGAGGAGAAGAAAAAGUAUUACACGAGGGAUGUAAAAAGAAUGGUGAGAUAUCACAGUAAUUUUGAUUUGUUCUCUUCGAAAACUGCUAACUGGAGGGAUACCUUAAGCAUCUCGAUUUCCGACCAGAUUCAUCCCCAAGAAUUGCCGGCUUCUUGCAGGGAACGCACAUUGGAGUAUUCGAAGCAUGUCUCGAUUUUGGGAAACACACUACUCGAGCCACUCUCCGAAGCCCUCGGACUAAAAUCCGAUCACCUAAAUAAAAUAUUGGAAUGCUCAAAGGGGCAUCGUAUUAGCUCUCACUACUAUCCACCAUGCCCCGAGCCGGACCUAACUCUCGGGACAACUCAGCAUUCCGAUCCUGGUUUUCUUACAAUCCUUCUCCAAAAUGAAAUCGGUGGAUUACAAGUUUUGUAUCAAGAUCAAUGGGUUGAUAUCGAACCCUCUCUUGGGGGUUUGGUUAUAAACAUUGCAGAUCUUCUCCAGUUGGUGUCGAAUGGGAAAUUUCUGAGCAAUAAGCACCGAGUGGUGGCUAACAGAAUCGGACCAAGAAUUUCGGUGGCAUGUUUUUUUUCUGGACCUGUUCGUGAAGUUAAGGUUUAUGGACCAAUUAAGGAGUUGAUUUCAGACGAAAAUCCUGCCAAGUAUAGAGAUGUAAUAUUGAGUGAUUAUUUGCUCAAGUUUCUGAACACUGGACUUGAUGAGAAUCUUGGUCUUGAUUACUACAAGUUGUGAAGAUUAUGGUAAUGGCCCAAGAAAUACAUUUCUUGGGUGGUACUGAAUACUCGAUAUAAUUCGGUCCUUGUACGACUUCGGUAUCGUUCAGUUACAUAAAUUGGAUUAAUUUGAACUAUAGUAACUACUUAUUAGUUAGUAAGCUGAACGAUUACUUAGAUUGGAUCUUGUAUUGAAUUUGUGAUUUUUUUUGGUAUUAUAUGUGAUUUAUCCGGAAAAAUAUCUUGCUUGAUGAAGGUAAAAUAUUAAUAGAAGUAAUUUUUUUUUUAC